AUGAAGUCCUUCAGCAUCGUCGGCGCUGCCUCCGCCGUCCUCUCGUUAUCCAGCAUCGUUUCCGCUCAGACUUACCAGCGUCUCGGUGCCUGCCCUAAGCUUGGUUGUAUUUUCCCUCCGGACCAGCAGGACUUCCUUGCCGGUCAAUACUUCGACAUCCGUCUCGAGGUUCACGCUCCGGUCAACGGCUCCGAGGCCACCAACGGCAAGCCCGACACCAACUUCUCCUUCACCAUUGCAAAGGCUGGCGCGAAGGCUCAGAACGCUACCCAGUACUUUGGCCUGACCGAGCCCCGCCUCGAGUCAUGGAACUUUACUUGGUUUGAGGACCUCUUCGCUGAAGAUGCUAAGCGUCCUUCCGUCGUCAAUGUCGCAGCCAAGGCUUACCGCCGUGUCGCUCUUUACGAGCCCGGUGAAUACAUUGCCACUCUCAGCUACAAUGGCACUACCACCACCGCCUCAUGGCUGGUUCGCUCGAUGAGCGAGGUCCGCAGAACCAAGAACGUCCUCCUUUUCAUCGGUGACGGCAUGACCACCAACAUGAUCACCGCUGCCCGUCUUAUUGCUCACAAGACUGUCAACGGCCGUUACCAGUCACUGAUGCAGCUGGACAAAUUCCCCGUUUUGGGCCACCAGAUGACUCACUCUUUGGACUCGUAUAUCACUGACAGUGCCAACUCCGCCACUGCGCUCUACACCGGCCACAAGUCAUCCGUCAACGCCCUCGGUGUUUACGCCGACUCCUCGCCGAACCCCUUUGACGACCCCAAGGUCGAGACCAUCGCCGAGCUGUUCUACCGUAUCUACAAGGGUCACGUCGGUAUCGUCAGCACUGCUUUCAUUGCCGACGCUACCCCGGCUGCCUUGACUGCCCACACCCGUGACCGUGACCAGUACGGUGCCGUUGUUGACUCUUUCGUGCACGGUAUUGUCAACUACACCUGGACCGAGUGGAACGGCCCUGAUGUCCUCUUCGGCGGUGGUGCCGAGCAGUUCUGCAACAUCAGCGGCAAGACCUACCAGGGUUUGGACUACUACAAGGUCUUCCGUGAUGCCGGUUACGCCACUGUCAACAGCAACACCACUCUCCAGGCUGCCAGCAACAAGAACAAGACCCUCGGUAUCUUCUCCACCUCCAACAUGGCCAAGUGGCUCGACCGCAACGUCUACACCGACAACCUCAAGGGCAUCAAGAGCUCCCCCACCUGCAACGGCACCGACGCUCUCGACCAGCCCGGUCUCAAGGAGAUGACCAUCAAGGCCAUCGACAUCCUCAACAACCGUGCCGGCGACAAGGGUUGGUUCAUCAUGUCCGAGGCCGCCUCCAUCGACAAGCAGAUGCACUUGCUCGACUACGACCGUGCCCUCGGCGAGCUUCUUGAGCUCGACGACACCGUCAAGGCCUCCGUCAAGCACCUCCAGAAGCUCAACGCGCUCAAGGACACGCUGAUCAUCGUCACCGCCGACCACGGCCACGGUUUCGAUGUCUUCGGCAGCGUCGACACCCAGUACCUCAACAACAAGACCGACGACCGCCAGAAGCGUCGCGCCGUCGGCACCUACGGCCAAUCCGGCCUCUCCCAAUACAUCAACACCGGCAACCUCCGCUACGCCGACUCCAACUUCCCCUCCAACUGGGACCCCCGCUACACCCUCGCCCAGGGCUUCGGCGCCAACCCGGACCACCGCGAGAACUACCAGGUCCACAAGAAGGGCCCCCGCGCCGCCGCCACCAACAUCACCGGCUACCUCGCCAACAACUACUUCGUCAACCCGGCCGACGCCGUCACCGGCUUCGUCGUCAACGGCACCCUGCCGACCACCAACAACCAGGGCGUGCACUCCCUCACCGACGUCCCCGUCUUCGCCCAGGGCCCGUGCUCCGAGAUCUUCGGCGGCGUGUACAACUCCAUCGACGUCUUCUACAAGAUGGCCGAAUGUCUCGGUCUGAGCCGCAGCCUCCAGCAGCAGCACCCCGGCAGCGGCCCCGGCUCCGGCGCUGGCAGCGGCGCCUCGACCAAGAGCUCCGCCGCCGCCGGCACCGCCUCGAGCAAGGCCUCCACCGCCUCCAGCAAGGCCGCCACCGGCACUACCACCGCCAAGACCACCCCGGUCGCCGCCACGACCUCCACCCGCACCGGCGGCGCCGCCGGCAGCGCCAGCGCCAGCGGUGCCUCCUCCGCCUCCUCCGCCAAAGUCUCCUCCGCCUCCGCCGCCUCCUCCUCCCCCAAGGCCUCCAGCAGCAGCUCCUCCUCCACCACCUCCAGCAAGACCUCGGCCGCGGCCCAACCCUACCAGACCGCGCCCGACAACUGGGGCAAGUACGGCUCGCAGUUCGGAUACCACCAGUACGGCCCGUCGAACCCGGUCUACGCCUGCUAG
Messenger RNA from Dissoconium aciculare CBS 342.82, 2382 nucleotides. RefSeq names its product alkaline phosphatase-like protein. Gene Ontology annotation, biological process: dephosphorylation. Gene Ontology annotation, molecular function: alkaline phosphatase activity. The transcript is spliced from 2 exons. The record is from RefSeq and is a predicted model, not a curated record. NCBI's taxonomy places the organism in Eukaryota, Fungi, Ascomycota, Dothideomycetes, Mycosphaerellales, Dissoconiaceae. The coding region runs from base 1 to 2382 and encodes 793 amino acids.